CUACUGAAUUCAUCGGAACCGAUAACUAAUCAGGUUAUAUGCAUUGUGUCUACUUUAGAAUCGUGUUUGAAACAUGAAAAUCAAAUCGAAUGUGACAGAAUUAAACAGUUAAGUAAAACACCAGUUACAAAAAAAGCCAGAAUACGAUCAUGAGAAUGGUGUGCGUUUUGUCAGUGAAAAUGGUAGUAAUAAUGUAUUCAUUUCAUUUUCACAUGAACCUCAUUUCUAAAAUACCUUUGAUUAUUUAACAAAUCUUUCUGUACGUACCACUUUUUAAUAUCAACACUACAAAUGAAAAUAGAAAAUACUGAUCGUACUGAUCAUCAAACACAUGAUGAACACAAAGAAAAAGAAGGUUUGAGCAAAGAUGGAUCAAAAUAUUUGGGAAAUGUUUUAGACAUUUGCAGACAAUUUUGUCAUUCAAUUAAUUGGUUGCUACCAAAAUGUGACAAACGGAAUUUUGACAAAUCAACACGACAGACCGAAUCAGACCUUACUUUAUCAGCACUAUAUCGCCAGAAUUUAUAUGGAUUAAUAUUUGGAAUAGUGCUUGGAUUUAUUGUUUAUGGUUUGUUUGUUACUGUAUUAGAUCAACAUCCAUUUGUUUCAACACUAUCAAGUGCUUAUAUUAUAAUGUUGUCAAUAUAUGCCUUUUCAGCAAAUUUCCGAUGUAUCGCACUAAUGACAUUUCCUUAUUUAGCUUCAGGUGAUGUAAGAUGUUUAAUACUACUAUAUGCUUCUGAUUUAUGUAUAUUUGAGUUAGGUCAAAGUUUUUUAUACAAUUUUGAAGUGUUCACAAGUUCAUUUGAUUGUAUUAUCUCGAAAAUUGAUCAAAGUUUAUUUACUGUACAUGAACUGAAUCGUCCUUUGUUUAAUGCCUUCAAUGUUUUACUUGGAAGAUUAGUUCAUGACUUUAAUUCUAUGUUACAGUAUAUACGUUCAGUGCUGACAGAUAUUAAUUUUAAUACAAUAAAAAUUUUUUCAGCAAUUGAUUAUGGUAACGGAGAGAUUGAUAAACUAUAUAAACGGUGCAUUAACUCUGAUGCUCAUUACAAUUUAUGUGCAGAAUUUUUACAAAGAGCUUUUAUAAUGUGUCGCACUGAGCUAAAAAUAUUUGUAGGUGAUUUGAGUGAUCAGUCUGUACAAAGGGAAUUUCAAAGUGCUUGUCUCUACCUAAAAAAUAACCAAGAUACAAUAUGCAAUAAUAUACAAGUAUCUACUGAUUCAUGCUAUGACUUCAGUGAAUUUAUAGCAAAUAGUUCGCACUCAUCAACUGCAAAGAAUAUGACAGACAGAAUGGAGAGGAUAAUAGAUGUUAUUGGAAAGGAAAAUGUAACUUUCCUAUUAAAUUCUGAUGAACUUGAUCGAGUGGCUAGUGAAGUGGAUGAAGAACUGACUGAUUUUAAGCAUUCACAUAGUGGCUUGAGACAAUUUGAAGAAAUGAAAUUUCUAAUUUCUUCGCUUUUAUUUCUGUGGACAAUGUACACCAUGAUGCAGUUAAUUGUGAAAUCAACUGUAUUUAGAAACUGUUGGUUGAAUAAGAUAUCAUUUGAUAAUCAUUAUAUAACUCCAGAAUAUAUUCGGCAGGAGAAACAAGCAGUUCAACAAGGUCAUCGUCCAACACUUCCACUAACACCUGAUGAAUCGGAACAUUAUAAAAUGUUAUUUGAUUUGAGUUGGAGUCAUCGUGAGAAGAGUACAAUAACUAAUGCAAACAUACUCCAUAACAUGUGGAUAUUUAUCAUCAUUAUGAUUAUAUUAUUUAUUCAUGCAAUGAACAGUUGUUUACUUUCUCUAGCCCUUUUAAUCUCACAUGAUUUUUUUCAGUCUAAAAGAAUUUUUAAAGAUUAUUUAAAUACUGAUCCUUUGAAAUUAAACGACGCUCCAAAGUAUUCAAUUUUUUUUAAUGGUGCAUUCUAUCAAAAUUUUUUGUAUGAUAUCAUCAAUGCUCGACUUCAACUCAAACAUAGAAUGUUAUAUAAGAAAAUUAUAUCAUGUCGACCAUCAGUAAAUUCACUGCAUUUUAAUAACAUGCUAAUUGUAACAUUAAUAGUUCUGACAAUUUUAAGCCAAUUAACCGAAGUAUACUUGAUGAGACUGCGCCAUAUCAUUAUGAUGUGGUAUUAUCCGCAAAAGUCAUAUCGUCGAAGUGUAUGGUUACGUGAGCAUAUUAACAUCAAACGUGAUGCUAAAACUAAAAAUGAACCUGGUUAUUGUCUUAUGAAUAAUUCGGAACUGCAUCAAGAAUUAUACACAUUUAAUAACAAUGUUAGUAGGCAAUAUUUUUCAAACUUCAAUGUACAUAAUUCCGAAGAGAAUAAUUCCAACCGACCUGAAUUUGAUCUGAAUCUAUGCCCCAUAUGUCAAAAUGAUCUUGUAUGCGAGAAAUGCCGUACAUUAUUAGGCUUGAAAUAAUGACGAAUGGGUUUAGAAGAACAAUUAAACUAAGAAUUCAGAGUAUCGAUAGAGUUGACCAAUUUCUAAGCUAAUUUAUUGAUAAAUCCACAGUGGUUCAAUUUAACCGAAUAUCACUUACAGAUUAUUUCACUUUUUUUUUUGAAGAAAGUAAAAACAAAGAUUGGUACAGUUAUAGUAUGAAUUCAUUUUAUUUCGUUAAGUCCCUCAUCUAGCAGACGAAUACUCAAUUUUUUGAAAUUUGCCAAAGCUGUCACCAUCAAACUUCUGAAAUUGGAUUUUUGUUCAAAAAAAAACCCAGUAAUAAAUGUGUCCUCUAUUACAUCGUCUUUUAUUUUAAAUCUUUCUCGUAAUUU
Molecule: messenger RNA, 2771 nt
Organism: Schistosoma turkestanicum
Lineage: Eukaryota; Metazoa; Platyhelminthes; Trematoda; Strigeidida; Schistosomatidae
Source: the annotation of a GenBank genome assembly